Molecule: messenger RNA, 909 nt
Organism: Effrenium voratum
Lineage: Eukaryota; Dinophyceae; Suessiales; Symbiodiniaceae
Source: the annotation of a GenBank genome assembly
AUGCCAGUUGUCCCCAAGAAAAGGAUCACUCAGUACUUUGCGCGCAGGAGGCGCCUGAACUUCUACAUGGACCACUACCGGUUCCUCUACAAGUUCCGCCGCGAGCACUUCGAUCGCCGGAAGUACCAGGAGCCCCUCUACGUGAAGGACUACAGCACCCCGGAGUUCCGCUUUCCCGGCUUUUGGCCCGGAAAGUUUGGAUAUCCGCACAGCCAGGAUCAGAGGGAGCAGCCCCUCUUGGAGAGCAGCGGCUGCCUGAGCAGCGAGUCGCAAGUCGAAUUUAGGAACAGCGGCAGGAGGUCUUUGCUCAUCUUCUGUUUGAAGCCCAGCAGCACAAUACGAGAAGUUAAUGAAAUCCUGUACGUGAGCUUCAAUCAGGACUACACCUGCUUCGUUUGCGGCACCGAGAGCGGCUUCCGAGUUUACAGUACGGACCCUUUCCAUCUCACCUUCCGGAGAGACUUCGAGGAUGGCAGCGGCCUCGGCGUGGUUUGCAUGCUGUUCCGCACCAACAUCCUGGCCUUCUCCGGCGGCGGCAAGAACCCGCGCUUCCAGCCCCACAAGGUGGUGCUCUGGGACGACCGCCACACCCGGGUCAUGGCCGAGUUGAGCUUCAAGACGCCAGUAAAGUCCGUCAAGCUCCGGCGUGAUCUCGUGGUGGUGGCCACCAUCAACAAGGUGUGGGCGUACGGAUUCAAGACGUUGAGCCUUUUGGACUCCAUCGAGACCAGCAGCAACCCCAAGGGCUUGUGCUGCCUCUCCGCUGGAGAGAGGGUGGUACUUUGCUGCCCUGGCAUGCAGCAGGGCAGCGUGCUGGUCGCUUUUUACUCCAACGGCUUCGGCGACCCCGCGGCGCCGGGAGAACGAGAACGCACGAUGAUCAUUACUGCCCACGACGCUUCGCUGUAA